Arabidopsis arenosa is the source of this 1022-nucleotide messenger RNA. The record is from the annotation of a GenBank genome assembly. Lineage: Eukaryota; Viridiplantae; Streptophyta; Magnoliopsida; Brassicales; Brassicaceae.
UUUAAAUCAUUUAGAAAUAAAGGUUUCUGUUCAGAGAACAAUAAUGGAGGCGACGAAGAGGGGGAGAGUUGGGAGCAAUCACGAAGCUUCACCGACGAAAUUGCCCUACCUUCCUCAAGAGGUAAUCACAGAAAUUCUCCUUCGAUCACAUGCUAGAUCAUUAGGGAGAUUCAGAUGCGUGUCAAAGCCUUUUCACUCUCUCUUAUCCGAUCCUAAGUUUGCGAAAAAGCAUCUCGAUCAUAACGCGGUACGAUUGGGCCACCGUAGACUUAUACUGUCUUCCAAUAAUCUAUUUGCAGUAGAUUUAGAUUCGAUCCGUGAUGGUUGUGAAGGUCUUAAAGAUUUGACUUCUGUGGAACUCGAUUACCCGCUUAAAGAAGAUGUAGAUUUCUUAUCUGAAGUAUAUAAGAAAGCUCAAUUGAAACUGAAUCCAGAUGGAACUUAUUCGUCAGGAAUAUAUAAAAAACGUUGGGUUUGUUUCUUUGGAUCUUCGAACGGGUUGGUGUGUAUGGCUAACAUCUUGAGUUUAAACGAUGUCUUCUUGUAUAACCCGACCACCGGAGAAUGCAAGAGAGUACCGGACUUACCUGAGUCUCUGAGUUCCAAAUCCAAUAAAACUUCGUUUAGUUAUGGAUUUGGUUUCGAUUCUCAAACCAAUGAUUACAAAGUGGUGAAGUUUAUGGAUGGUAACGACAAUUAUGUCUACUCGUUGAAGACAGAUUCUUGGAGACGAAUAUGCAAUAUGCCUUAUAAAGACGUUUGUUUUCUUACCUCUGUGGAACUCAACGGAGCUAUCCAUUGGAUUUCCAUACUUAGAGGAGGAGAAACUACUCCGAAAGUGGUUACGGCAUUUGACCUUACGACAGAGAAGUUCUGAGUUAUGUCAUUACCUGAUUUGGCCGAGGAAUGUAAGCAUAUCUUUCAGAGAUCCAAGGUCGGUAUUCUCAAAGGGCGACUUUGUGUGGUUUAUUUGUGCAUGAAGAUGCAUGAUGUUAUAUGGGUAAUGAACGAGUACGGCCGUG